ACCAGAAGCGCGCUUCGGUCGCGCUGGUGACGUCACGACGGGCGGAGAAGAAGGUGGGAGAGGUGCGGACGUCGCAAGGGAGACAGCUGACUGGGCGCCCCGGCCCCCCGGCACCUCUGACACAAUGUGGGAGAGCAGGAAGUGAUGCGGGGGGCUCAUUCACGGCGGACAUGGUCAGACAGCUCCUCGGGAUGGUGGUAUGUUGACGUGUAUCGAACAUCCGUUGAGACGGUGUCUGGUACAAGGCGGACUGCUCUAAAACUGGGCACACUCAACAUGGGCCAGUGUGUCACAAAGUGUAAGAAUCCUUCAUCCACACUAGGCAGCAAAAAUGGUGAACGGGAGUCUAACAAGUCCCAUAAGAGAAGCUCAGGACACAAAGAAGAACACACGUCAGCCGGUGGGAAGGCCUCAGGGGACAUCUUAGUCAACGGAACAAAGAAAGCGCAAGAUGCCGUAGUAGAACCCAGUUACCCUCAGGCCCACCCUGCUGGUGAUGCAAAGAAGAAAGAGCUAGGCAUGGGAGCAGAGGUGUCGUCCUUACAGCGAAUUGAGGAAUUGUUUAGGAGAUACAAGGAUGAACGUGAAGAUGCCAUCUUGGAAGAGGGCAUGGAACGGUUUUGCAAUGAUCUGUAUGUGGACCCUACAGAAUUUAGAGUGCUAGUUUUAGCAUGGAAAUUCCAAGCUGCCACCAUGUGCAAAUUUACUAGGAAAGAGUUUUUUGAGGGAUGCAAGGCCAUUAAUGCAGACAGCAUUGAAGGAAUUUGUAGCAGGUUUCCCAGCCUCCUAAAUGAAGCCUAUCAGGAAGAUAAAUUUAAGGAUCUCUAUCGCUUCACCUUUCAGUUUGGCCUGGACUCAGAAGAAGGGCAGAGGUCACUUCACCGGGAAAUAGCCAUCGCCCUAUGGAAGUUAGUGUUCACCCAAAACAAACCCCUUAUUUUGGACGAGUGGUUAGACUUCCUCAUUGAGAACCCCUCAGGAAUCAAGGGAAUCUCCCGGGACACAUGGAACAUGUUCCUAAACUUUACUCAGGUGAUUGGACCCAACCUCAGCAACUACAGCGAGGAUGAGGCGUGGCCGAGCCUCUUUGAUACCUUUGUAGAAUGGGAAAUGGAGAGAAGGAAAAAGGAUGAGGAAACCAAAUGUAUUAGAUCUUCAGGCACAGAUUACAUGAGCGCGGACGAGCAGACUUAGCACAAUGCAAGCAUCACAUCCCUGUCACCUUCAUUAAAUGUAGACUCUGGACUUUCCCUGGAAAUUUAAUGGAGAAUCCAUUCUUUUUUUUGUUUCGUUGUGUUUUUUUUUAACUACUUUACACCUUUUUCUGCCUUGAAUUCGAAAGGGCUCUAAAUGCUGGUAACAUGUUUCAGGCACUUUUCUUACCAUUUGGUUAUUUUAGCUAUUUUAUUAUUAUUAUUUUUUUUCAUAGAAAUAUUCUAACAGUGCCAGACAGUGUUUCACCUAUGUAUAUUUCAGGUUUAACUGGCUCUAAAUAAAUUAACUGAAUGCUCGGAAGAGGC
This is a messenger RNA of Hyla sarda, 1520 nucleotides long. RefSeq names its product defective in cullin neddylation 1 domain containing 3 (gene DCUN1D3). Gene Ontology annotation, molecular function: ubiquitin conjugating enzyme binding; ubiquitin-like protein binding; cullin family protein binding. Bases 145 to 1194 code for a protein of 349 amino acids. NCBI's taxonomy places the organism in Eukaryota, Metazoa, Chordata, Amphibia, Anura, Hylidae. The transcript is spliced from 3 exons. Gene Ontology annotation, biological process: protein neddylation; positive regulation of ubiquitin-protein transferase activity. Gene Ontology annotation, cellular component: ubiquitin ligase complex. The record is from RefSeq and is a predicted model, not a curated record.